Messenger RNA from Rhinocladiella mackenziei CBS 650.93, 2301 nucleotides. RefSeq lists its product as uncharacterized. The transcript is spliced from 2 exons. The record is from RefSeq and is a predicted model, not a curated record. Bases 1 to 2301 code for a protein of 766 amino acids. Gene Ontology annotation, biological process: telomere maintenance; DNA repair. Gene Ontology annotation, molecular function: DNA helicase activity; ATP hydrolysis activity. Lineage: Eukaryota; Fungi; Ascomycota; Eurotiomycetes; Chaetothyriales; Herpotrichiellaceae.
AUGUAUCAUGGAGCCAACGAUCAACGCGCCUCAACAGGACCAAACGAGAAAACCCAAUCUUCUCGGCGGUUAAAUUCCGGCGCCGCCAACAUCUCUCGCGAUACGACCCCGAAUAGUCUGAAAAGAACAUUCGAUCGAAGCAUGAGCACUUCGAACAACCUGGGCUCGUUGCAUCAGCAAACAUCGUUUGAUGAAAACAGUCCUCCUGCUCUUGUGGAUCUAACCACCAAUUCUCCCGAGCAAGCCUCCUCCGAUAUUAAAUACCCUUUCCUCGACGGUCCAGGCUCCAUUCCAUAUCCUUCCCUGCCGCCGCUGCCACGGGGAUCCCCACCGUCGUCGGCUCCUGCGCCAUGGUCUUCAUCACCCGAAUGGCAUCAUGAAAAGCCGAACACAAGAAUACCACCACCAGAAAUACCAUCUCCGGGACCUGUCCGACCAAACAAGAAACGGGUCUUUCCGGGUUCGUUCUCGUCUUCAACGGCACAGAACACGAGUUUGGGCGUCAACGAUUCAGGACGCUCAGGUAUAUUUGACAAAUUUGCUGCCCCCAAGCAGUAUGAAUCCGUCAAGAGUCGAGAUCGGGCGUCUUCGGUGAUGUCGGAAAUGCUACAAAAGUCAUCGUCGAUACGUCAACGACCGAAUACCCCCAUGUCACGCUCGGCGUCUAAUCGGUCCAUUCCACCGCCUGCGACACCGGUUGGAGCUCAGGAUUCCACCACGGAGAGAGUGCCGGAGCCUUUUCUCAGCGAUGAACAAAAAGCCGUGAUGAAAGCGGUCAUGGAAGAAGGAAAAAGUGUCUUCUUCACGGGCUCGGCCGGAACAGGAAAAUCGGUCCUGAUGAGGUCUAUCAUCGCUCAACUGCGACAUCGAUACCGACACGAGCUUGAUCGCAUCGCCAUUACGGCAUCGACCGGUUUAGCAUCGUGCAUCUUGGAGGGCCAAACACUUCAUAGCUGGUCAGGUAUUGGACUUGGAAAAGAGCCUGCUCCCGAACUCGUCAAAAAGAUCAAGCGAAACCAGAAAUCUCGACAAAGAUGGCUUCGUACGAAAGUCCUGAUCAUUGAUGAGAUUUCGAUGGUGGAUGGCCAACUCUUUGAUAAACUUGAGCAAAUCGCCCGAACGAUUCGGAACAACGGUCGUCCCUUUGGUGGUAUUCAGCUGGUGGUCACUGGAGACUUCUUCCAACUGCCCCCCGUGCCGGAGAAGAAUGCGACGGCCAAAUUUGUUUUUGAUGCAAUGACCUGGGACACUUGUAUUCAACACACCAUCCUCUUAACCCACGUGUUUCGACAAAAGGAUGAACAGUUUGCCCGGAUGCUCAACGAAAUGCGAUUGGGAAAGAUGAGUGCGGCGACCAUCCGAGAGUUCAAAGCUCUAUCCAGACCUCUCGAUUUCCGUGAUGAAAUUGAGGCCACUGAAUUAUAUCCUCGUCGCGAGGAAGUUGAAAAUGCGAACCAGAAUCGAAUGCGCAAAUUGUCGGGCCAAAUCAUGACCUUUAAUGCUAUUGAUUCGGGGAAUGCAGAUCCCCAUACACGAAAGAAUCUUCUCAACAAUUUUAUCGCCCCUGAAAUUCUCGAGCUCAAGAAAGGCGCCCAGGUGAUGUUGAUCAAAAAUAUAGACGGCCAACUAGUCAAUGGCUCUUUGGGAAUUGUUCAAUCUUUCAUGGAUGAAGGCACGUUCUUUGCCUAUAAAGAAGAUGAGCCUGCAUUCCUUCUGGCCCUAGGACCCGAUAAUGGCGAGAAUGAAGAAGACAAAGCGGCUGUUCGUCAAAAGAUCCAAGCUGCCCGUUUGAAAAAUUCAGGCACCACGGCAGCAUCUACGAGACUCUGGCCCAUGGUUCGAUUUAAUCUUCCAGAUGGCACAUCUCGUAGUAUGCUUUGCUCACCAGAUGAAUGGAAAACCGAAUCUCAACAGGGCGAAGUGCUGGCCAAACGAGUCCAAGUCCCACUCAUCCUAGCAUGGGCACUGUCGAUUCACAAAGCUCAGGGUCAGACUCUGAGCCGAGUGAAGGUGGAUCUGGGGAAGGUUUUCGAAAAGGGGCAAGCGUAUGUGGCAUUGAGUCGGGCACGAACCAAAGAAGGACUGCAAGUGCUUCGAUUUGACGAACGAAAAGUCAUGGUUCACCAGAAAGUCCUCCACUUUUACUCCAAAUUGUCAGGCCAUGCGACACUGGAACAGCAGCCGGCCGCCUCCAAAUUGAAAGCUGAAGACGAAGAGGAAGAAGAGUUCAGUCACGACAUCUCCUACGAAGAGAUACUAGAAGCAGAGUCGCAGCUCAUGAAGGCGAGUAGUACCGCAUAG